ACGUACUCAUUUACUUGUUUGUAUGUUUCAUAAAUUUGAAAUUCUCUUAAACUAAUUUCUAUCGCUUUUGAUUUUCAUUUUAUAUUGAAUACUUCCUAUGCAUUUUCAAUUUUAUCGAAAUAUACGUAUUAAAGGUUAUCAUUUUACAAACAAUGCAUGUUAUUUUGUUAUUAUUCUUUUAAAUUUAAUAUUAAUAUUUGCCCUGAGAACGAUUACGGUACAAUUAAUGUAGUCAUUGUACCUAAACUGUAUCGAAUUUUAACGGUUCGAAAUCAUAUUAAAUGCUAACGGUAUUUGUAACCUUUCGAAAUUCCUGGAUAUCACAGUCUGAAGUGCGUACCUUUAUUUGUACGUUAAAAUCGUUCACUAAAGAUUCGCGGUUAUUUCGCAAAUUUGAAGUGGUAAAGGAUUUGCUUAGAAUGGGUCGAAGGAAAAGUAAACGACAAGCUCCGCAAAAAAGAAAGGCUAUUGAGCCUUUAGAUGUACAAUUUACAUGCCCAUUUUGUAACCACGAAAAAUCGUGUGAAGUCAAGAUGGAAAAAAGUAAAAAUACAGCAAGAAUUGUUUGCCGUGUUUGUUUAGAAGAUUACCAAACUAAUAUUAACAUACUAUCUGAACCAGUUGAUGUGUAUAACGAUUGGAUCGAUGCCUGUGACGUUAUUAAUUAAUCAUUUUCAUUGUUCAGUACAAUGAAAGUUGUGUGCCUUUUUAUAUAAUUGACCGAUUAUGAGAUUCGUGAUGCAUAUUACAAUUUAUUUUAAUAUGUUUAAUAUUAAUAUCAUCGAUGUAAGUGAUCAAAAAAUAAACUUGUA
This is a messenger RNA of Megachile rotundata (alfalfa leafcutting bee), 812 nucleotides long. RefSeq names its product transcription elongation factor 1 homolog. Gene Ontology annotation, cellular component: transcription elongation factor complex. Gene Ontology annotation, molecular function: RNA polymerase II complex binding. Gene Ontology annotation, biological process: transcription elongation by RNA polymerase II. The record is from RefSeq and is a predicted model, not a curated record. Lineage: Eukaryota; Metazoa; Arthropoda; Insecta; Hymenoptera; Megachilidae.